AUGGCGGUGCGGCAACGUGACUCUUUCCUCUUGUCGCAUCUGCUGGAGGUGUUACCCUUCGCUUCAAGGCCGUUGGAGGUGGGAACCAUCGUUCAGGACGUAGAGGAAAUGCAUGGAAAUGCCAUAUGUGGGUCGGAGGGCACCCAGAUUUUGAGGAGCGCCUCCAGCAGGGUUGAACUCACGGGAUUUCCAGGUGGACACCGGGAUGGCCUUCUAUUUUACCUGGUGGCGGAUUUGGAAUCCCGCACCCAGGAGUUGAAGGAAGAGAAGUGGCUCCUGUCCUAUCAUCCAGGGGAAGUGCCAGACUUCUUGAACUUUGCGCGCAAAGCCGUGGUCUCCGAGACAACACAUCUCAAGGAAGCGUGGCAGCGUGGCGUUGUGGUGAAAGAGUACCAGAAGACUGGCGUGAAUUGGUUGAUUCAAAGUUUCUACAAUCGAUGUGGUGGGAUUCUGGCGGAUGACAUGGGCUUGGGGAAGACCCUGCAGACGCUGGCGUUCCUGAGCUACCUGCGAGUUGCACCGGCCUGUGAGGGGCUGGUGAUGCCGGUGCUAGGUGUCGGGCGCUGCGCGCGGACCGGCGCUGGUGGUGGUUCCUUUGAGCUGUGCUGGGAACUGGGCCCGUGCUCAGAGAAGAAGAGGUCUGACCAAUAUCACAAUCUCAUGCUUGCUGUACACCUGCAUGGCCUUUUGCCCAGGGUGUUUCGAGGCUUCUCCACGCGAGCUGUACAAAAUAGCGGCAAGACAUGGCGCGUGAGUUCCCUUGGACGGGUGUGCAGUGCUGAAGUCUGCGGAAGGAUGGUGAGUUCUCUGGGUCGCAUUUCUUCAAAGCUCGGAAUCAUCAGCACAGGUCACCUGAACAAAAUGGGCUACCACCAGACUGGUGUAACUGUCAAUGGCCAGAAACGCACGAUCCAUGUACAUCGCCUGGUCGCAGCAGCGUUUAUUGGACUACCGGAGGCAGGAUGUUGCGUUCAUGUCAACCACAAGGACCUGGAUAAGGGCAACAAUGCUGCUGAGAAUCUUGAGUACCUGACACCGGCAGAAAACGCAACUCACUUCCAUGCCCUUUCAUCCUGGGUGAGAACGAAUGGAUUGAAACCUGUUUGGAUUAAAGCGUAUGGCGUUGAUGAGCCAUGGAGACGGCACCCUUCUAUAAAAAGCGCCGCAGAUGCACUUGGAUUGAGCCCUGGUUGCAUUUCACAAUGUGCACACGGCAAAGCAAAGCGAGUAGGGGACUACGAAUGUCGCUUUGCAGAUCUGACCGAGUCCCAUCCAAUUCCUGGCGAAGAGUGGCGGGACGUUGACAUCUUGGCACUCCAACAACACAGACAGCAGCUUGGGUCAGAAGCAUGGAUUGCUUGCGGAUCCGUGAAAGAAGCUGCACAACAGCUGGAUCUCCACAGGAGCACUGUUUCCAGGGCUUGCAGCAGGCAAGCCUCGGUCAAGGGGUUCGAGUUUCGCUUUCAAGAAGCGAGUGUGCCUGUCUUGCCGGGCGAAGAGUGGCGCCCCAUGCUUGGCCCCACAGCAGCCACACCCGUCGCUGGCAGGACGGUCAGUUCUUUGGGGCGUGUGACUUCCCAACGCGGGGUCAUCGGCAGAGGGUGCUUGGCACUAGACGGCUACUACAACACCACAGUUUUGACUGCUUUAGGUAGGGUGCAGGUUCCCGUCCAUCGUUUGGUGGCGCUGGCAUUUCUGGAGCCGCCAGAAAGCGAUUGCAGAGUCAAGGUCAAUCAUAAAGACUUGGACAAGAGCAACAAUCGCGCCGACAAUUUGGAGUGGGUCUCCCACGCAGAAAACUUGGCGCAUUUCUAUGCCAAUGCUGCAGUCGUCCGUGCUGGUGGGCUGAAACCGAUUUGCAGCCGGCUUCGCGGGAGCAAUGACAAUUGGGAACUGCAUCCAUCCAUAAAGAGUGCUGCUAGGAACUUGGGUGUGCACCCGGGGAACAUUUCAAGAUGUGUGCUCGGAAAAGGUCACCACGCAGGUGGUUACGAAUUCAAAUUGACACCUUCUGCUGAGUCAAUGCCCGGAGACGCUGCCGGAGAGAAGUGGCGUGUAGUCGAUCUUGACGCAUUGAAACGUGACCGGGUGUGUGGCACAGUGAAGGAGAGGCAGCGCAGCUUGGAUGACAACGAGAUUUGGUAUGGCAUGAAGGAUGUGAUCAUCACGACCUACGAAACCUUGAUGAGCACUGAGGAUUUCUUCCAACGGCACUACUGGUCCGUGCUCGUGCUCGACGAGGCGCAUCGUAUCAAGAACCAAAGCAGCAAGGUUCGCGAGGUGCGCCUUGGCCGUGGAGUGAUGGACACUGUGCCGUGCGCGGCGCGGUUCCUGCUCACCGGAACGCCCUUGCAGAACAACCUGGGGGAACUCUUCGCCUUGUUGAAGUUCUUAUGGCCGGACGUCAUGGCCAAGGAGUCUGAGAUGUUCGAGAACGCCAUUCAACUGCCAGAACUUCAAGACAAGGCCAUGGAUGAGACAGCAAAGGCGAAGGUGGAUCACAUCUUGGUGCAAAAGAUCCGACACAUCUUGGGCAUGGUGAUGCUCCGUCGACGAAAGGAGGAGGUGAUUCGGCUGCCGCGCAAAAUCUUCCACGACGUGUGGCUGCCGUCCACCCCAUUGCAGGUCCCUCUUUGGAAGGGAUCUAUCGGGGCAUCUGGGCAUCGAUCGGAGUUAACAUGGGUUAACUGA
Molecule: messenger RNA, 2691 nt
Organism: Cladocopium goreaui
Lineage: Eukaryota; Dinophyceae; Suessiales; Symbiodiniaceae
Source: the annotation of a GenBank genome assembly